GGCUAAAUAAUUUCGCGACCACGACUUCACUUAGUCUCCCACGCUUUCCGUACCCGACGUAGUAACACGGAAGCUAUAUUGCACAUUAUACAAGCUCAUCCACCGGAAGACUUGAGUGUGUUCCUGAUGAACCUAAGGCGGGAUAAUCAUUGCCAGAAUAAAUACCACCUACCUCCAGCACUUUGGUAAUGUAACUUGACAUCCCUGUCUUCUAGCUGUCGAAUCUCUUCCAACAUCGUGCCCGUAUCUAUUAUCAAAAGUGCUUUCUAGCAAAGGGUCAUUUACAUAUCUUAAAGGCAGCAUUAUUCAUGAUGCUAUUCCAACCCUUUGCAGUUGCGCUCCUUACCGCAGUCACCUCGGCCAGUCCCGUAGCUCCGCGGCAGUCAUCGGGACCUGGCACGACACUACAGUCGGGAUGGUACUGGGUUCGCGCGGUGGCCUCACCCAAUUUUCACAAAUACCUCCAGACAAAGCCAGGUAAUGCGCCAGGCACGGCCAUACUAGAGAGCUACAAGACGGCGGGGCAGUACAAUGUCAAGGAUGGACAGCUGGUGGCCAACACGGGCGAAGGGGGGGCGCCGCUAUAUUUACACGUCGAGAAGCCAGCAGACCUAGCGAACCCGCCGCGAACACUCGCCACCUCGUUUAACACGACCGAGAAUACAUUUGGCACUUUUGUCUUCCAAGGAGACGCCCUUGCUUGGAGUGUACCGGACAUCAACCGUCAGAACCUAGCUGCUUGGCUUGUCUGUAAAGACCAGGCGCUAUUUAUCAACACCGGCGCUUACGGCUAUCAAACACCCAGUGGAUGCUCUGAUCAGACUAUCCAUUACUACAAUGAUGCGCAUGCGAAUGAGUGAUUCAUAGCCUGUUGAACUGAGUAAUAGCAGGCAUCUGUAUAUAAGCAUCUAGCUAAAGUUGAGUGACAUGCAUCGUCAAUAUAUGAUAUUCGGAAUUGAUGGUGUUGUGAGUUUAUGGUAUUUAAUACUACCAAAGGUUCUUCAUUAGCAUUUUAGCAUUCAUAUAGCAAGCAUAUUGAUCAUAUCCAGUUA
Molecule: messenger RNA, 1052 nt
Organism: Daldinia loculata
Lineage: Eukaryota; Fungi; Ascomycota; Sordariomycetes; Xylariales; Hypoxylaceae
Exons: 2
Coding region: 309-860 (183 amino acids)
Source: RefSeq, a predicted model, not a curated record